Molecule: messenger RNA, 5100 nt
Organism: Symbiodinium necroappetens
Lineage: Eukaryota; Dinophyceae; Suessiales; Symbiodiniaceae
Source: the annotation of a GenBank genome assembly
GAAGGAGCAAGGUGGGAAGCCAGCGCAGCAAGCGGAGGAGAAGACCACAAGCCUCGUGCUGACACUGCCAGCACAGCUGUAGUGAGCUCCUCAGCCGGUCAUACUUCCACAUCGCUGGAGGGUGUGGAGAGCGUGGCGUGGGAGUCUUUGGCAUUUCGGCAAGACUUGUGGCCACUGCGCUCUUACGCUCACCACCCGGAGGAUAUCCCGUUGAUCUCAAAGUUUUUGGAGCUAACGCCGCUGACAUCAAUUGUUCCAGCUGCUGGGAAGCUUCUCUUGCGAGUCCUCAGGUUCCUGCAUAUGUGCGACUACCGCCUAGAGGACAUAUGCGCGAUCUUGGCGCAUGCUAGCGCCUAUUUUAUGGAUGUGUACAGCCAAUGUGCCGGAAUGCAGGCUACAGAGGUUGGGCACAUUCUGGCGACGUUGAUAUUUAUUGCUCAUUGUUAUGUCCAAGACGAGACUUGUCCAUUGAACAUAUGGCAGAAGCAUCUGUUCAAGAAGUACUGUUCGUUGAAAGUGCUCAACAUGGCUGUCAUCCGACUCUUGGAAAUCCGCCGAUAUCGGCUGCGAUUGCCCCAGGAUGAUUUGUGGAAGCGACUGGAGGCCUUGGCAAGCUCGAUUGCGACGUGCACGUCGAUCGACACUAGCUUCGGCAGGCCGCCGCCACUCUCCUCGGGCAGUCCAACAGCUCCUCAAGCACAGAUCGCCGGAGGCGACGACAGGCGAGAGGGACGCGGUUAUGACAGCUCUCAGAGGACCGGUGAACGUCCGCUGGCAAGCAGCAGUUUGCACGGCAAUGGUGCUUCCGGCAACCGGUCAGCGGGGGCUUCAGUGUUCGCAAGCAUCGCCCGCCGUACACUUAGCCGUAUCCGUGCCACUGAAGAUCGUGCGCGUGAUUUGAGCUCUCGCUUGCAGUCAAUGCCGCCGAUCUGCAAGUACAAAGGCUUCAUACCAGCUUCCCGAGAGUUGUGCGGUGAAACCUUCACACAGCAGUGCCUCAGUGCUCGGGAAACACCGAGAACGGCUGGCGGGGGCACCCCGUUCGAGGCAUGGGCAAAAACGGGAGUUGGUGCAGCAGGCAGAAUCGUGUGCCAGGGCAAGGGCUUGCGAGUGGACCUGCAGGAACAGCACGCUGCAGAGCAAUGCCGUGCUGGGCUGGCCACCAUCAUGUCUGCAAGGGAUAAGAGAGCUCCUUUUCUGUUGUCAGGCAAUCGGCAGCCUCGAAACCAGGCCAUUCAGCUAAGCUACAAUCCGGGCAGCCAAAGGACCCGAGCAGAUGCGACAUGCAUGGAGGCGGCAGGCGCGGUGUCGUUUUGUCGGAGGUUUGACCAAUUCCGCCAGGAGAACUAUCGCCGCGCAAUUUUCGAGGCCAUACGGAACAAUGAAAUGAGUGCCGGGAGGCAGCCACCAUGCUCAAGUAGGGAAGUGAAGGGGGAGGCCGUGUGGCCCAGCACCCAUCCAGGUGGCCCGGCCACCAUGGCAUGCCAAUUCAGUGAAGGAUGGAGUGGAACACCCAUGUGGCAGCUUGCCCAGGGCCGCGAGGAAACCAUGAGGAAGGAAAGAGAGGCAAGAGAAGCUCAAGCCGGGGACGUGCUUGAAAUUGAUAACGAGGCAGCAGGUUUUCGAAGCGUCUUGUACGUGUCGAGGAUGGUUGGAGACAAGUACGAUGACUCCAAGGUUCGGGGUCCUCGGCGGAAGACGCGAGCUCAAGCCAUCAAGGAUGGCCUCAGCUUGCGAAAUGCCUGCCGCGAUGCUCCAAAGGAUGCAAAGCUAGAAGCAGCACAGAGAAGGUCCGUAGAGUUGAUGUAUACGUUCUGGAAGCCAGAGGAGCUUCCCAAAGAGGACUUUGACUUCGAAGAGUCGGUGGAAAAGCCAAUGAGGUCCACUGUGUACACGGUGUCCAGUUCAACACCGAAAAAAGGCGUUGGCCAUGGAUCCAUUAAGAAUGUCCUUUUCGACAGUGCUGAAAGCAGAAGUGGUGAAAUCUUCUGCUGUGGCAGCAAUGUGUCCUUGGAACACUGGAGCGUCAGGAAUGAGCUUCUGAAGUUCAGCAACAAGAUGCUGAGCAAGCAAUGUGAGGUUGCCGAUGCUGCGGCGGUUAUCGAGAAAGUCAGGGUCUGCGACCCAGUCUUCGGGGAGGGCCGACCCGUGACGAUGAAAAAGCGGCCUGCGCUGAUGCAGCAGGCCAGUGCCGAAAAGCAGACGCAGAAAAUGGUAGCGGCGGAGGUGGAGGCACUGACGUGCCUCCUCAGUAGUGUCGCUCCAGGUUAUCUUAGCAUGAACUUUGGCAGUGCGAACAAUGCCGGCGAUGAGGUCCAGGUCCCCCAAUGCACACUGACCGUGAAAGCAGAAAGCAGGGAAGGAGGGCCCAAGGGCAUCAAAGAAGUGCCCAUGGAGAAACUCGCGCAGACGCUGACCCUGCACUUCCCUGACACCACGAAUGAGAAGUGCACCCACACGGUGAACAAACCCCCACGGAGGCAAACCAGAAGACAACAGGGCAAGGGGCACUCCCAGGAGCAGGCCAACUUUCUGACACCUAUCCUAGCAUCAAAAGAGAUAGAACCAGAGGGACCAGCCUUGGGCGGGGAACUCACAAUUUGUGCCUGGGCACCCGAUUUGAUGAAGGGCACUCAGCCCGCAUCCCGACUUCUGCACGGCCGAGACAGCAUUAUCGAAAUGAUUGAAGACAGGCUGCGCUUGGCAAGAAAGCCGCGCGGAAACGGUUGGCAGCGAGUCGGUGACAAGGCAGAACUGAAACUGGCUGUCGUUGGUGCUGUGCCGUUGCAGCCCCUUGGUUCCGGAAGCGAUGUUCGUACGUCGCACGUUGUUGCCAACGAUGGCUUUCCCGCGUCUGAGCCGCAACAUUUCUCUGUGGUGCAAUGGUGUGCAAGAUCUUCCGAGUUGCAGCCGGGCAGUGCAGUCGUGUGGCAGAGCCAAGAGCAUGCGGCAGCAUGGGAACCAGCCUUGGCCAUGUUGCAUCAACUAGAGACGGGUGCUUUCGGCAUUCAGCCAACAGUGCACCAUUACGGCGCGGUCGCUAGCUGCCUGGAGUUUGUCAAAAACUGGGAAAAGGCCUUGGCCUUGAUGCGAUCCUUGCAGUCCCGUGGACUGAUGCCCAGUGUGCAGUUUUGUGGGGCCAUUAUAACUGCGUGUGAGAAGUCCUGUCAGUGGGAGCGGGCCCUUUCGCUUCUCAGACGCAUGGGCGAAUUGUCCGCAGGUCCCGAUGUUAUGGCUUUUAACACGUCUAUAGCAGCUUGCGGAAAGGGUCGGCGAUGGAAAGAUGCCGUGUUGCUGUUGGCAGAGAUGUCAUCGUCGGAACUGUUACCGUCUGUGGUCAUGAGUGCUCUGGAGAGAUCUAGGCAGUGGAUGCUGGCCGUUAUGAUCAUGGAUGGAAUCCUUGCACGCGGAUUGGAAGCCGACUACAUCACAUGGAAUUCGGUUAUCAGUGCAUGUGAGUCGGGCUCGCAGUGGGCACAGGCACUGCGCAUGUUGCACAGAGCCCGCUUGUGUUUCGUUGCGGACCCGAGUGGCAUGCCGCAGAAGCUGAAGCGUGGCACGAAUUCGGUCAUAAGCGCCUGUGGUAAAGCAAGCCGAUGGCCUUUGGGAGUCCAACUUCUGCGCAUGAUGCGAGAGGAUGGACCUGAUGGAACCCAGGACCAUGUCAAGCAGCCGGCCAUGGACAUGGACAUUCUCUGCUUCAAUUCUUUGCUGCUUCAUAUGAAUGGUGCCCACUGGAAGACUGCAGCGUGCCUGCUGCAAGAGAUGGUCCUUCUCAAGCUUUCAGCGGAUUUGACGACGUACAGGGGUUGUACUAUUGCUUUCCAGGAAGGCGCCUGCCACAGUAGAUUCUAUUAUCAAAUCGCCCAGUCUGCUGUUGAACUUCCCCGCGCUCUUCGCAGUGUCGAAAGAUUCCGGCAGGAGGAGCAUGCCAUUGAAGUGGCGCUGACUGCGAGUCGGCUGAGAGGGCUACACUGCUUGCCCCUUCAGGCAGAUCGGAUCAUCCAACGCGUCGUCGAGGCCCCGGCCAGGGCCUCCUUGUCGCUCCUUUCGCUCCGGUCUGAGUUCUUCAGACACUGCAGCGCUCCAAUGGCUUUUGAUCCGGUGAAGGGCCGCUACUUGAAGAUAGAUGCCGAAACAAACUCGUAUAUCGAUUGUGAUGUUCCUCACGACCCCAUCGAGUACUCGGUGUCGGUGAGCGUCGGUGCUUCGUUGGUUGGACAAACUGACGAGGAUCUCAAUGCGCCGGACAGGCCCAGAACCAUGCUGCUCAAGGAAUUGGUCAAGACUGGUGCUGCCAUGAAGACUCCGUUGUUCUUCCUGGACCAGCCGGCGGCGUGUUUUGCAAUGUUUGACGGGGUGCGUGGUGGGGCAGCUGUGGAGUGGUGUUCGAAACAUUUGCACACCAAGCUCCUCCCGCAACUGAGCGCGUCGAUCACCUACUGGCAUGAUGCGGACCUGAGGGGGCUCCUUCGGUCGAUACUGUCGGAGUUGGAUGUCCAGCUUGUGCAGCAGGCCGGUUGCUGCUGGGAAGGUGUUUCCAUCGCAGUGGCUUUGCUGCUCGGAGAUCGCUUAGUCGUAGCAAGUUUGGGUGGAACCCACGCCUUGGUUGCUGCCCCAGACGGUCGCUGGCGGUCUCUGGAUGGGAGACAUGUAGCAUCUUCGGCAGAGGAGCAAGCUCGCAGCAAGGCGCUUGGUGCCGAGAUUGUCGGAGAAGAAAAAGGUAAAGGAGUCGUCGGUGCCCCUUUUGUGCAAAAGGCGGUGAAGGCAAGAGACUGGCAAGUGGUUGAAGAUGCCACUGCAGAAGAGGAGGUCGCGAGAGUUCUCGACCGGACAUCGGACUGUUUCGCUACUUUGGGUCUCGGACCAGAGGACAAGAUCGACGGCAAGGCAGCUCGCUCGUGCUACAAAAAGCUGGCCCUCAAGGUGCAUCCAGACAAAGCUCCGGAGGAGCUUAAGGCACGAGCCAAAGCGGCUUUCGAAAAAGUGGAGAAAGCAGCUGCAGACGUUGAAGCAUUCUGCGAAACAGAUGUGGAGGCGACCGAAUGCCUCCAUCGCAUCCUCCAUGCUGCCGGGCCAAAAAGAGCCUCCAUGUUGCGA